UGUAGAGUCAUCUUUUAAGUUUAUUUAUUUUCUUUUAGUAGAUCCUAUUGGAUCCACUAAAAGAAAAUAGAAGAUAUCUACAAGAAAAAAACGAAUAACAGAAAGCCACAGAUACUACUAACAUUUGCAAAAGUAAAAAAGAAAUUCAAAGAAUGGAUAUUUCUGUACAUUCAGAUGACAAGCGGAUAGAUAACAUUCCAUUGUAUCAGCACAUAUCAUGUCAAAAAAAUCCGAAACGUCACACUCAUAUUUUAAACAACAUCCUUGUUACAUAGACCAUAGAACAAUACUGUCAACAAUGUGACACAUAAUAGAUGUUUUGUUUUGUUUUAUUUUUAUGCAGUGGCACCGGAAUUUCUGAAUGAGUUGACAAGUAAAAAUAUGACUGUAAUGGAGAAUACAAACGUGACUUUGACAUGCCGAGCUACUGGGAAUCCUCAACCAGAAAUUAAAUGGAAAAGAGAAGAUGGUCAAGGAAUCAUAUUGGGGCAAGAAAAGAUAACACUACACAGCGGGGAGGAACUCAACAUUAUCCGUGUGUCGAGGUUUCAUAUGGGAGCCUAUCUGUGUGUUGCUUCCAAUGGGGUGCCACCCGCCAUCAGCCGCAGAAUCUACCUAGAAGUGACAUGUGAGUGUUCAGAUUUUCUAUGUACUAUUAUUAUGUGAUGGAUUUUCAAUCUUAUGUGGACAGU
Centruroides sculpturatus (bark scorpion) is the source of this 692-nucleotide messenger RNA. RefSeq names its product neuronal growth regulator 1-like. Gene Ontology annotation, cellular component: neuron projection. The record is from RefSeq and is a predicted model, not a curated record. Lineage: Eukaryota; Metazoa; Arthropoda; Arachnida; Scorpiones; Buthidae. Bases 382 to 666 code for a protein of 94 amino acids. The transcript is spliced from 2 exons.